AUCAUUUUAUUUCUUAUAAUUAUGUACGUUGGUUUUGUGACAGCCGGUGUGGUGUUCUUUUUGUGCGGCGCACUUUGUGGCUAACGAUGCUUAUGGUAGUUAGAGUGUAGUUUGCUAUGGAGCGGACAGUUUAUUGGUUUGUGUGUUGUGGUUUUGUUGUUGACGGUGUUGUGGUUUUGAGUGCUGUACUUUGUGUCAGAUGAGCUACUGGUUUCUGUGUUUUGGUUUUGCGGCUGACGGUGUUGUGCUUAUUUUUGCACUGUACUUUCUUGUUGACGAAGUGUGGGUUUGUCGCUGACGGUAUUGUGUCUUACGGUAUGUUUGAUUAAGUGCUAUGGCUUUAUGGCUGACGAUGUGGUGAUUUGUUGGCGGUGGGUUUGUGGUUGACGGUAUUGUGCAUUUUAUUCAAUGGCUGUGUUUCUGAAGGUGUGGAAGUUUUUGAUCGCUGGCUUUGUGGCCGACGUUGUGCUGGUUUGUAUGCGAUGUGCUUUGUGCUUGACAGUUUGAUGGUUUGUGCGUGGAGGCUAUGUGAAUGACGAUUUAGUGUUUUGUGUGCUGUGGUUUUGUGAUAGACGUUGUAGAAAUUAUUACAGACAGGCCGAGUGAUGUAUACCAGAUACAGGAGUGACUACACCCCACAUUACAGAUACAGUUAUCCAAGAUAUGGCUACGGGACAUCAUACAGUUACGAUACAUCCCCGUACUAUGACGACUUCUACUACAGUUACGGUAGAAGAAGACCAUAUUACUGGGAAAGAGAGAGAGAAAUGUACAAUAACUGGAGGAGAAACAGACCUGAACGUAGACCAAGAACUCCUUCUCCAGAUCCACCGCCUCCGCCACCCAAACCGGAAGUCCCGAAAGAGGAACUGGUGAAGGAACUACAUGUGAAAGGAAUUGACCUUCACAUUACAGAAAACACAGAGAAACAUAGAACGGACGAGUACGAAUGUACAAAGGGGAAGAUAAAGCCGGCGGAACUGGUUUUACGACGGGGACAAAGUUUCAAAAUGACUGUGACAUUUGAUAGGCCGUACAGCAAACCAAAAAACGACUUACAACUUUGCUUCUCAUUAGGGGAACACCCUACAGGAUCAGGAGGAACUAAAGUUCAGUUUACAAUUGACGAAUCUGGAAAGGAAAAGUUUAAACCGGAUGAAUGGGGUGCAACCUGGCAAGGCAGUUCUGAAAACAACAUCACAGCUAUGGUACAUGUACCUGCAAACUGUAUCAUAGGGGAGUGGAAUUUUUAUGUGAAGACAAUUUCUGAAGGAAAGGACAAGGAUGGGGAGAAGAAAAAACUGGAAAGUCGAAAUUUUGAGCUUGAUUAUGACAUCACCAUUAUCUUUAACCCAUGGUGCAAAGAGGACGGUGUAUAUAUGGCUACAGAAAAUCUGCUCGAUGAAUAUGUCUUGAAUGAAAGUAGUGCAGUUUGGACCGGGAAUCAUCAUCAACCAUGGGCAAAACCAUGGAAUUUUGGACAGUUUCAAGAUGGUAUCCUCGAAAUUGCGCUGCACGUUGUCAGAAGUGGAUUUAGACCCGACAUGUUGAAACCAAUGUCAGAUCCUGUCAGAGUCAGCAGAAUAAUCGCAAAAAUGGUUAAUUCGUCGGACGACAAUGGAGUUUUAUCAGGAAGAUGGGACGACGAAUACGGUGACGGCACACCACCUGGGCACUGGACAGGAAGUGUAAAAAUCUUAAAGCAAUGGUUUGAGAGCGGCCCCGUCAGGUACGGGCAGUGUUGGGUGUUUUCCGGUGUAACUACAACAGUUUGCAGGGCCCUUGGGAUUCCAUGUAGAUCAGUAACAAACUUCUCCUCAGCGCACGACACUAACCAGACCAACUGCAUCGAGAAAUAUUUCCAACCAGGUGAUGACAUUAACGAUAGUGGAUCUGACUCUAUAUGGAAUUUCCAUGUGUGGAAUGAGGCUUGGAUGGCCCGACCUAACCUACAAGAUGAAUUUCCGUACGGCUGGCAAGUUAUUGAUGCAACGCCACAGGAAAGAAGCGAAGGCGUUUAUACAUGUGGUCCUUGUCCAGUCGCCGCAGUAAGAAAAGGCCUUUGCAGAACAGAGUUUGAUUCAGCCUUUGUCUUCUCAGAAGUUAAUGCUGAUGAAGUGCAUUGGCGCAUGCUUCCUAACGGACGUUAUGAACUAAUGAAAGUACUCAAAGAUGAAAUAGGUAAGAAAAUCAGUACUAAAACACCGACUGGAGAACCAUUUGAAUACCCUCAUGAAGCUGAUUUUUAUCAAAAGGAAAGAUAUGGAAAUGAAAAUCGUCUAGAUCUUACUCUGGAGUAUAAACCACAAGAAGGUACGGAAGAAGAACGAGAGUCGGUUUUGAACGCACUCCGAACGGCCUUCAAGCCUUUACCUGCAAAUUACGUCGAAAGGGAAAAGGCCAAGCUUGUAAAAUUCAAACUAGAACAGGACAGUUAUGCUAUGAUAGGAGGUAAAAUGGAUAUAAAGGUGACAGCAAAGAACACUGGAACAGAUGUGAGAAAGAUAAUUGUGGCCGUCAUAGCGGUAUACCCAGAAUCGUACACAGGACAUCACGGGAAAAUAUUACAUCGUAAAAAAUUUGACGGAGCCAUUUUGAAAAAGGGAGAAGAGAAAGUCUUUAAAACAGUUCUAGAACCAAAAGAAUAUAUGGGUCACCUCGACGAACAGAGCAAUGUGAGUGUUGUGGCCACAGCUUCUGUUGAACGUGUCGGUGACGAGGACUACGUGUAUAGAAAAGAGCAUAUUGUCAGAUUUAGACGUCCAGAUCUUGAAGUCAAGGGCCCGAAAGAAGCGACUGAUGGAGAAAUGGUCACUUUCAAUGUCAGUUUCACCAAUCCACUGGACCAACCACUGACAGGGUGUAACAUCUCAAUGGAAAGUAUUGGUUUUAAGGAUUUUGAUAACAAACCAUGCGAAAAAAAUAUUGACGCUAAAGGGAUUUAUGAAGAAACGUUUGAAAUGAAAGCACUGAAACCAAAGAGAUAUGCAGCUGUGUACUUUACGUUCGAAUGCGAAGAAAUUAAGAACAUCACAGGAAUGGCAGUGAUACGGAUUCAUAAACAGCCAUGAGGCUUAUUGUCUACAGGGCCAGAAUGUGAUGUUUUAUAUAUUGUUUACAUUGUGAUUUUUUUACAAGAAGCAGUUCUGUGUACAUGACAAAAAAAUCUGACUUUAAAGUUAAGGAAUAUAGUUUAGUUAGGUCUAUAUGUAUUUUAGAGUUCUUUUGUAACGAACUAACAAUGUCUUAUGUUUAUCGCUUUCUAUAGUCUAUUACCUCACUGAGGCGACCGCGGUGUUAUAGUAGGUUUAGCACAUCUGCCUGUAUUUAAGUCACUUUGUCAAUGGUAGUGCUAUGUUCCUUAUAUAUUCUUUUCCCAGUUUUAUGUUACUCACUAUAAGUGUGCGUAUUAAUGCAAAAGUAGACAGAAGAGUUUAAGUUUAGAGUCUUUGUGUAACUCUUUCAGUUCUGUUAGAAUUUGUAAUACACUGUUUGCUUAGUUUAUAUUUUCAGCUUAAUGCAAAUAGGUGAUCAAUUGAGAGGGCUUUUUCGCCCGCCGUCAGUCUGUCCAUCUACCGUCGUCUGUUUAUUUCAUUUUUGUGACCGCUUUCUUAUGAUUAAAAGGAUGUUAAUCCUUAAAAGGAUCUGAAAUUAGUUUGAAGACAGGUAUCAAAAUUCUGUGACAGCCUGACCUCAGGCAAGGAAGGAAUAUAGUAUAAAAUUGAUUUAUCAUAGAGGAUCACAGUGCCAAGCUGCAAGCCUGGGUAAAGAAAUAAUAAUUAAGUAAUUGAAUAAAACAUGCGGGCUGAUCUUUGCCUAUACUGUUCACUAUUCAGUCAGUAAAUUUUCAGUCAACAACCCUUUUAAUAAUAAGUGACACUGUCCAAAUUGAAUGAUGGGCUAGUCCAUUUUAGAAAUUAAGCAGGGUAAAGGUAAAAAUGUUCUUGUUAACACAUUUUACGUUGCAUUAAUUUUCUACAGUUUAAUCUGUAACAAGAUCAUAUAAUGUGUAUAGUCAUAAUGUUAUAAGAUUACUUUUGUACGACGGUAAUUACCGCCCUGGGCCCGUAUUCAUAAAGCUCCUAAGGAGAAAACUUAGAGAAAUCCUUAACUUUGUAAAAUUUCCUCAACAAUAUAGCACAAAAGAAAAGUGUAGACUAUAUAAGAUUUAUUGAUAAUCUUCAUUACUAUGCCAGACUGUAUGAGACAAUAUUGUUAGACAUUCCAAAUAUCUGGACGAUUGUCCACAAAAUGCUUUGGAACUUAAUUUAGUCCUAAGUUUGUCCCUUAGGGAAACUUAGGAGCUUUAUGAAUACGGUCCCUGGAGUUUUUAAAAGUUACCUGAUUUCGCAUAUACACAUGUGCGAGACAUUAUGCCUUUAGCAAUCUUCACAAAACUUACAUCUUACAUGGAAAUCGCGGUUUAAUUCGAUUUCGUACAAAAUGGCAGUAAUAACAAAGUUAUGAUGAUGAAGUUGGAUAGGAUUUUCCUAUCUCACACUGACGUAAAAUAUUUGAGCACUGACCGGGACUCAAACCUAGGACAUCUUCGACCUAUAUCGGACACUUCCAGGUUGCUAAAAAAGCUAGCUGUAAAGCUGUAAAGCAAGUCACUAUAAAUGCACUUUUAAACUCUGCUAAAUUACUUAGAUACCACAGUAACCCACAAGCUUAAUUAAACUUGCACAAAACGAUCUGUUCAAAAAAAUAUUUUGUAAAGAUCAAUUCUCAAGUAAGUCAAAGAAUGAACAAUAUUGCUGAAAAAUACUCGUGUAGUAUUAAAACCUAGCUCCCUAGAAUUAUUCAAAAUCAACUGCCUUGAGUCAUUCAAAAUUAACUCGCAUUGGCUUCGCCAAAAACAUUUAAGCUAUAGCCCCAUAUAGGAAAAAUUAUCAUAUUUAGCAUUGUUACAGGACUCCUCUGAAAUGCCAGUCCAUUGUUUAUAGUGUAUGACCAGUACAAAGUUCAACGCCAUAUUUUGUUUGGCUAAAUUCGAAACAUAAAAAGAUAACUAUUUGAAAAAGUAUUUAAAGGCUUGUCGAUCAUAGUCAAAAGUAUUGACAGUCAUUCUGACCUCGGGCAAUAGUUUAUACUAUUGACCUGCAAGUGAUUCAAUAAGCGUAUACUGUUAACACAUAUUAUGUCACCUGUUUAGAAUAGUUUACACAUAUAUUACAAAGAAAAAUCAUAAUUGUCAGAAAUACUGAGACAAGUUUUAUAAAAGACAAAUGACAUCAAAAAUAAGUCAGUAAAAGACCAGCCAUAUUUUACACAGUUUAUACAUUAAUGACUUCAUUUCCGGAAAAAAUCUAAAGGAACUUACAAGAAAAUGUAUGUAUUUUGUCACAAGUAUAUUUACAUCUUCAGAAGCGUACUUGUGGAUCUGUCUGGGUGAGCAAAAUAAGAUCAUUAUGAUCCUCCUGUUUGCACAAACGUAUAUCGAUGCAAAAGAAGGGCUAAAAUUCAUUGUAUUUAUAUUCUUAAACACUUCGAGAGUUUUUGUAUAAUAUACAUCUGUGAUAAAUUUCAGCAAAUCAAUCAUAUGUGCCAUAUUUAACAUUUUCACUUUCUUUCUUGAUGUAAUAAAAAUAUUUAAAACAAUCGCA
Messenger RNA from Mercenaria mercenaria, 5606 nucleotides. RefSeq names its product annulin-like. The transcript is spliced from 18 exons. Gene Ontology annotation, molecular function: protein-glutamine gamma-glutamyltransferase activity. The record is from RefSeq and is a predicted model, not a curated record. Gene Ontology annotation, biological process: peptide cross-linking. Lineage: Eukaryota; Metazoa; Mollusca; Bivalvia; Venerida; Veneridae. The coding region runs from base 606 to 3071 and encodes 821 amino acids.